AUGUUCACAAGGUCUUCAAGGGCUUCUAUACUUGCGAGAAUGUCCGGGAGAAGAUUCCGAUCCAGUAAACGGAAUAUGGCCCUUUGUAGAGGUGUCAUCUCUACCUACAUCGCUCUGUGCAUGGGGCAUAUCGUUGGAAGACAGGUGACGGUUACGGCGGACAUUGCAUUAGCGAAGUGUUGGCUUGAUGAUUGUGUUGAAAGUCACGAGAUUUGCCCCAAGUCAUUAAAUUCUCGACUACCUUCUCGAAUUCUCGAUUUGGGACCUCCUGGGGGCGCUUCCGACCUACGCCUUUUAGUCAAUGUUGAAAGUUGUGGGCGCUAUGCAACUCUGAGCCAUUGCUGGGGAAAUUCACAACCACUGAAACUCACACAAACGACUUAUGACGAGUUUCAAGAGAAAAUUGCAUACGAAAGUCUACCGAAGACCUUCCAGGACGCCGUCACUGCCACACGAUCACUGGGACUGAGGUAUCUUUGGAUAGAUUCUCUGUGCAUCAUACAGGGCUCUAAGCGCGACUGGGAAGAGCAAUGUACAGAAAUGAGAAGGAUCUACAAGGAUUCAUUUGUCACGUUAGCUGGACCUGCGGCGUCUGGCUGUGAUUCCGGGUUUCUUCAUCAUGCUCGGCACACUUCUUCCCAAGCGGCCUUGCAGUGGUCAGAAGGCGAAAGUUUUGACGAAGCCAUCCUAUCGCAUCGCAGUAUCAAUGAGAGGCCAUAUACUCUUGUGCCCGAAACAGACUCUCCGCUAUCCAAGAGGGCGUGGGUACUUCAAGAAAGACAGCUUUCAAGCCGAGUCCUUUACUUUGGCAAAAAGAGAAUGUACCUCGAGUGCUUUACAAACGUUCGAUUUGAAGACUCUCAUUAUCCGAUCAUAUGGGAAUAUGCGGAGAUCAACAUGGUUGAAAAAUUGAAAAUUGACCGGCUGGGAAGCCACUUUAAGUGCUUUAAAUACUGGGCCGAACUUAUCAAUACCUAUUCUUCAAUGGAUCUGACCAACAUGACUGAUAGACUCCCAGCACUCUCUGGCAUCGCAUCAGAAUUUCAGCGAGUGACCAAUGCCCGAUAUCUAGCUGGCGUUUGGCUGGAGGACAUGCCUAGAGCGCUGGCAUGGCACAUUCCAUUCUACACAAACUCAGGUGCCCCACAGUUGACUUCGGCAUCUAAUUAUAUUGCUCCAUCUUGGUCAUGGGCCGCUGCAAAAUGCGGCGUAUUGUUCGUCAGAAACAUUGUCGACAAUGAAUUCUAUAGCCACUUAGUAAUAAUUGACGCUGGGACAACCCCGACAGGCCUAGAUCCAUUCGGUAUGGUAGACGGUGGAUACAUUAUCGCAUCUGGUAAAAUACAGAGUGGGCUGGUACGAGAACUUCCUGACUUACAUGUGGCCGGACGUCGUACACUCUAUCUUCAAUCAAGCAACUCAGAACGUGUUGCAAUAUACGACCCGGAUGAUGCCAGUAGAGUUUUAGGAUCCGAAUUUAGGGUGUUGUUACUCUAUCUAGGCAUGUACCGAGUAGGAGGGUGUUGUGUGGCUUUGGGAAUUGAGCCAGUUGAUGCUCAUUACAACACCUAUAGGCGAGUUGGGUUGGCAUAUACUGACGCGCUCCUUUACCAGCCGUGGGUUCAUUUUACAGACUUUUUUCGGGGUACUAGCCAAAGCCGUCUGCGUCUGAUCUAG
Hyaloscypha bicolor E is the source of this 1677-nucleotide messenger RNA. Its product is annotated as HET-domain-containing protein. The transcript is spliced from 2 exons. The coding region runs from base 1 to 1677 and encodes 558 amino acids. The record is from RefSeq and is a predicted model, not a curated record. Lineage: Eukaryota; Fungi; Ascomycota; Leotiomycetes; Helotiales; Hyaloscyphaceae.